Arthroderma uncinatum is the source of this 585-nucleotide messenger RNA. RefSeq lists its product as uncharacterized. The transcript has 2 exons. The record is from RefSeq and is a predicted model, not a curated record. Gene Ontology annotation, cellular component: cytosol. The coding region runs from base 1 to 585 and encodes 194 amino acids. Lineage: Eukaryota; Fungi; Ascomycota; Eurotiomycetes; Onygenales; Arthrodermataceae. Gene Ontology annotation, biological process: purine nucleotide metabolic process. Gene Ontology annotation, molecular function: GMP kinase activity.
AUGUCUCCUUUGCAAACUUCCGACCGACGACCUAUCGUCAUUUCUGGGCCUUCAGGUGUCGGUAAAGGGACUCUAUGCCAGAAGUUGAUCAACUCCUAUCCGGACAUAUUCGCGUUUACGGUAUCUCACACAACCCGCGGUCUACGGCCCGGCGAAGUCGAGGGAGUCUCCUACUACUUUGUCUCCCCUUCUUCCUUUCAAUCCCUGGUCUCCCAGAGCGGCUUUGUAGAACACGCGGUUUUCAGUGGCCACAACUAUGGUACCAGCAAGCAGAACAUCUCGGAUCUAACCGCGAGAGGGCUUAUUCCUGUACUGGAUAUUGAUGUACAGGGCGUUCAGCAGAUCAAGUCGAAUCCAUGCAUUGAUGCGCGGUAUGUCUUUAUCAAGCCACCGAGUCUUGGUGCCCUCGAAGAGCGGCUCAGAGGACGUGGUACCGAGAAAGAGGAGGCCAUUCAGAAACGACUGGCCCAAGCCAACAUCGAGCUCGAGUACGCAGACAUACCAGGCUUCUUUGAUAUGGUCAUUGUUAAUGACGACCUCGAGGAAGCGUAUAAGAAGUUCGUUGAAUUUGCGUCUGGGCCAUAA